GGAAAGAUAGAUUCUUCCGUAGCCCGAUUCGGUUUCAAUUUCAAAGCCACUCUCCGUAGAAAAACAAUCGAAACCAGAAAAAGCUCCAAACAUGAGGAGUUGCUGCAAAACCCUAAUCCAGAGUUCCAUCCCUUCCCUCCACAACUCGAAACCCUACUACCUCUCCAAUUCCAGCCAUGUCUUCCCUUUCCUCCCCCGCGCUCUCCCUAGCUUCUCCUUCAAUUCCUCGACUCCCAGAGCCAAACUUCCCCACACCUUCCAUAUCCACUCUACCCCUUCUAAUUUCAGUUCUUCGGCAGCACUAGGAGUAGCAAUCUCUUCGGAAUCGGCCGAAGAUGAACCCCAAGACGACCCGAAGAGGGACACCGUGGAGCACUUGCUCACCAACCCGGACGACAUUUCCAGGCUGAUGAAGAUGGAGAGGCGGCAGCAGGGCGGCUGUGAGAAGCGAUGGUUCCCUUACUUGGAUGCGUUCAAAUGUGGGAAUGGCGCGAGCUUGAGUAGCGGCCAAGUGUUGGAAGCAAUGGCGCCGUAUAUGAUGGAAGAGAGGAAAGAGAGGUUCAGGACCGCCGUGAAGAACCGGAGUUACUCCGUUUGUCUGGUGGUCGAAGGGUUGAACGAUUUCGGGAACGUUUCUGCUACGUUUCGUUCUGCCGAUGCGCUUGGGUUUCAGUCUGUUCAUGUCAUCAACCCGGAUAGCUCGAAAAGGUAUAGAGAUAACCGACAUGUUAGCAUGGGAGCUGAGAAAUGGUUGGACAUUGAACUGUGGGACUCUACUGCAGAGUGCUUCCAAGUUCUCAAGUCUCGUGGUUAUCGAAUUGCUACAACGCAUGUUGGAACCGAUGCGGUAUCGAUUUAUGACAUGGAUUGGUCAUGCCCUACUGCAAUUGUUGUUGGCAACGAACAUAGGGGGAUAAGUGAUGAGGCACUCGGACUUUCAGAUCUGCAUUGCAGUAUUCCAAUGAAUGGCAUGGUCGACUCUUUCAAUGUAUCAGUUGCUGCUGGCAUUCUCAUGCACCAUGCUGUUUGUGACAGAACUUCCCGUCUGGGGCGACAUGGAGAUUUAACAGCAGAAGAAAGCAAGAUACUGCUGGCUGAGUUCUCACUGCGUCAUAGCAAGAGUGCGAUAAGCAUCGCACAUGAAUAUGCAAAGAGGAGUAAGGCUUCCACGCCUGUGCCAAAGCUGUGA
Molecule: messenger RNA, 1189 nt
Organism: Linum tenue
Lineage: Eukaryota; Viridiplantae; Streptophyta; Magnoliopsida; Malpighiales; Linaceae
Source: the annotation of a GenBank genome assembly